Benincasa hispida (wax gourd) is the source of this 2138-nucleotide messenger RNA. The record is from RefSeq and is a predicted model, not a curated record. NCBI's taxonomy places the organism in Eukaryota, Viridiplantae, Streptophyta, Magnoliopsida, Cucurbitales, Cucurbitaceae.
GCAGUUAAAUUUUGACUGACCAAACCCCUCUUUGACAAACCGUAUUGGAGUUCGUUUGUAAAAUCCUCAAAACUCUUACACAUGAAACUGCUUAGUGAAACGCGUCAAAGGGCAAACAUUACCAUCAGUAGAGGUCGGAUUCAUUUUUGAAAUUAACGAAUGAACUUGAAACAUUGUGUGAGUUGUCAGAACAGAACAAUGUUUUGUCGGUUUAAAGGCAUAUUUUGAACAAAAACAUGUUACCUUCUCUAUUAUUAUGUAAUACCAAGCUGUUUGGACUUGGCUGAGAGGCAGUUGUUGGUUUGUGUACUCAUACAGACGGGCCUUUAGAGUUGAAAAGUCAGCCUUUUCCCACUGAAGUCUUGAACUCGAGAAUCAGCGUCUUGAUUCUUUCAUUCCUGCUCUUUAGAUCUCUGCUUUUCUAUAUAUACAUAGAAAUUUGAACCCAUUUUAUUCAAAUCAGUUGUUUCUCUCUUUUGUUCAACCUGAUUUUUCCAGAUUAUUGAUGAAAUGGCUGCAUUUAGAACUGCAAGCUUAUUGUAUUUCAAGAGUUCUUCAUCUUCACUGUCGUCUUUCUAUUCAACCAAUUGCAGUGAAGGAGUUUGUAAAGCUACAAUGAGUUCGAGUUCACCUAUGUUUCAAGCCACUGCUGUGUCUCUCCCUAAGUUGCAAAGCAGAGGCUUGGUUGAGAAAUUGGAAAUGGGAAAUGGGUUUAAGAUUCCAACUUUUACUGAUGCAGUUGCUGAUACACGUUUAAACAGUGGUGUUGCGAGUCGCUCGGAUCCUGUCAUGACUGCGAAGUUGUAUGCUGUUAUGGAGGCCAUAGCUGAUCGAGUGGAAAUGCAUCGAAAUGUUGGGGAGCAACGUGACAAUUGGAACCGACUCUUACUAACUUCCUUGAAUGCAAUUACUCUUGGAGCUGCAACGAUGGUCGGAUUGGCAGCUGCAGCCAUGACCGGUGCACCAAUCACGGCACUAAAGAUGUCAUCGAUGUUGCUGUAUUUAGCAGCCACUGGAAUUUCGGUGGUGAUGAACAAGUUGCAACCAUCCCAACUAGCUGAAGAACAGAGAAACGCUGCAAGAUUGUUCCAGCAGCUUCAUUGUCAGCUUCAAUCCAAACUCUCUGUGGGAGAUCUUAACAACAACCAAGUAGAGGAAACAAUGGAGAAAGUUUUGGCUUUGGAUAGAGCAUACCCUCUUCCUUUAUUAGGAUCCAUGAUUGAAAAAUUUCCCACCACCGUGGAGCCUGCAACUUGGUGGCCUCAACAAAAGCAAAUGCAUAGACAUAAAGAAGCAAGUACAAAACUCAAUGAAAAUGGCUGGGGUAGAAUCCUAGAAGAAGAAAUGAGAGAAAUUGUUCGGGUACUAAAGAGAGAAGAUCUGCAAGAAUACUUGAGAUUGAGCCAAAAGGCCCUGAAAAUCAACAAGAUUCUAGCAGUUUCCGGUCCAUUGUUAACCUUGGUUGGAGCAAUUGGGUCUGCUUUUGUAGGCUCUUGUUCAGGGGCUUGGCCUGCUUUGCUAGGAGCUGUUGCAGGAUCUAUGGCGAGUGUUGUGAAUACAAUGGAACAUGGUGGACAAGUUGGAAUGGUGUUUGAAAUGUACAGGAGCAACGCAGGUUUCUUUAAGCUCAUGGAAGAAACAAUCGAAUCAAAUGUAAAUUCGAGAGACGUUGGGAAAGGGGAGAAUGGAGAAGUGUUUGAAAUGAAGGUCGCUUUACAAUUGGGGAGGAGUUUAUCAGAACUCAGGCAAUUGGCUUUAUCAAACUCCAGAGAGGAAUUGGGAGAGUUCGCAAGCAAGCUUUUCUAAGUUCCUGUAUUUCAAGUUGACUUGUAAAUCAAGAUGACACAAAUAUAUUAUUUGAUUCAUUUGUUUUCUAUCUCCAUCUCCAAAUAUACAGCCACUCUGUAUAUAUUUAAAUCAGCAGAGAUACUAAAAAAGCAACUAUACAAGCUGUGUCUAUAAAAGAUGAAACAGUAGCAAGCAUUUACAAUCUUGGGUUUUUCCCUUUUGCAGGGAAGCUCUAACCGCAUUUAACACUUCCAUAAAUCCAUGAACAUAAACUAAAGUUAAAGGUUCGAUUGAAACAAAAGAUGGCUCAUGUGUAUAAACAUCGAAGGCAACCGAACAAAGCCACCAAA